Nycticebus coucang (slow loris) is the source of this 5013-nucleotide messenger RNA. RefSeq names its product SPARC related modular calcium binding 1 (gene SMOC1). Gene Ontology annotation, biological process: extracellular matrix organization. Gene Ontology annotation, molecular function: extracellular matrix binding; calcium ion binding; heparin binding. NCBI's taxonomy places the organism in Eukaryota, Metazoa, Chordata, Mammalia, Primates, Lorisidae. Bases 1828 to 2973 code for a protein of 381 amino acids. The transcript is spliced from 13 exons. The record is from RefSeq and is a predicted model, not a curated record. Gene Ontology annotation, cellular component: basement membrane.
GUUUUCUUUUAUCUGUUUCCUUGCCCAAAUUUUCCUUUCACUUCCUCUUGCUCUUUAAGUUACCAUGCCUCUGGCCCUCAAUGAAUCCUUUUGGUGCAGGACCAAAAGAAUGAGAAGAUUGAAGAGCAAGAAGUGGAAAAAGAUUUAAAAAAAAGAAAGAAGAGAAAGGAGAGGGGGAUGGCUUCUGCAAAGAAGGGUGGUGAGAAGAAGAAGGGCCGUUCUGCCAUCAAUGAGGUGGUGACUUGAGAAUACACCAUCAACAUUCACUGGUGCAUCCAUGGAGUGAGCUUCAAGAAGCAUGCCCCUGGGAUACUCAAAGAGAUCUGGAAAUUUGUCAUGAAAGAAAUGGGUACUCCAGAUGUGUGUAUUGAUACCAGGUUCAACAAAGCUAUCUGGGGCCAAAGGCAUAAGGUAUAUCCCAUACCUUAUAUGCAGUUGUCCAGAAAAUGUAAUGAAGAUUCACCAAACAAGCUCUAUACUUUGGUUACCUAUGUACCUGUUACUACUUUCAAAAAUCUACGGACAGUCAACAUGGAUGAUAAUUAACUAGUGAUUGUCAGACACAUCAAAUAAAGUUAUACCCCCUACCCCCAAAAAGAAUGAACUUAAGUGAAGUGGAUGUCUUAGUUCUCUUGGGCUGCUAUAACAAAAUAGCAUAGAGUGUUCUAUAAACAACAGAAAUUUCUUUCUCGCAGUUAUGAAGUUCAAGAUCAAGGUGCCAGCAGAUUUGGCACCUGGCAAGGGCCUACUUCCUCAUAGAUGGCCAUAUUCUCACUCUUACCUCACAUAGCAGAAGGAGUAAAGGGUCACUCUCAGGCCUCCUUGAUAAGAGAACUAAUCCCAUUGGUGAGGGCUCUGCCCAAUCACCUAAUCACAUCUCAAAGGCCCUACCUCCAGAUAUUAUCACAGCAGGGAUGGGAAUUUCAACAUAUAAGUUUUGGAGGGGGAUAAACAUUUAGAUUCUAGCAGUAGGUGAAUAAGUUAUUGCACAGACAGACCUAUGGUACAGAAUCUAUACAAAGGGUGUGUUUUGAUGUGGAUAAGUUCACAGUGGAUUCAGUGUGAAAAAAGGAGUUUGUUAUAAAACAUUAUGUGUAGAGUCCCAUUUUGUGAAGGACCAAUACUUACAGUAAAUAACAGUACACAACACCACAUGAAAGUCUUAUCUGCGUGAUAGGAUCUUCAUUUUCCUUGCCUAAAAUGAACAUGUGUUUCUCGUGUGUAUACAAUUAGUAAAACCAAAGCAACCACUGAAUCUGCACGUCCACUUAUUUCAAAUAUAAACGCUGACCUAUAGUAUUGCACAGUUGCUUACUUGCAGGCAGGCAAGCCUGUGGCUGUCCCCUUUCCUGAUGUUUUUCGCCCUUGGAUAAGGUCGCAUUACAUCUUCUUGGUGGCGGCUGGUCUGGAAGGCAGGGGGAACGUGGAUGGAGUGGCCACAGGCUGGGCUGUGUUUAGAGGAGGAAGUGGAGAGAACACAGCUAGACCUCUGGGGGUCUGCUAGCUGGGCCUAGGAGGGCCUGGGCCUCAGCGUCCUCUUUGCUCUCCUUAUCUGGCCUCUGUCCUGUUUCUUUGAAAAAUAUGUAUGUCUUGAAUGCUUCUCUAAUUCUGACAGGGCCUGGGGUUCUGCGGGUGCUGUGCUGGCCUCCUGCUGCCCUCUGACAGCUCUUCCUGUUAGCGUUGGAGCCUGGACAAGGAGACCACUCUGGUUUAUAAUGGGAACCUCCCCAGUUUCUAAUAAGUGACCGUGACCCUCAGUGCAACCUCCACUGCUCCAGGACUCAACCAAAACCCCUCUGUGCCUCAGACGGCAGAUCCUACGAGUCCAUGUGUGAGUUCCAGCGAGCAAAGUGCCGAGACCUGACCCUGAGCGUGGUCCACCGAGGUAAAUGCAAAGAUGCUGGCCAGAGCAAGUGCCGCCUGGAGCGGGCUCAAGCCCUGGAGCAAGCCAAGAAGCCUCAGGAGGCUGUAUUUAUCCCAGAGUGCGGCGAGGAUGGCUCCUUUACCCAGGUGCAGUGCCAUACUUACACGGGGUACUGCUGGUGCGUCACCCCAGAUGGGAAGCCCAUCAGUGGCUCUUCUGUGCAGAAUAAAACUCCUGUAUGUUCAGGUUCAGUCACCGACAAGCCCUUGAGCCAGGGUAACUCUGGAAGGAAAGUCUCUUUUCGGUUCUUUUUAACCCUCAAUUCAGAUGAUGGGUCCAAGCCAACACCCACAAUGGAGACUCAGCCAGUGUUCGAUGGAGACGAAAUCACAGCUCCUACUCUAUGGAUUAAGCACUUGGUAAUCAAGGACUCAAAACUGAACAACACCAACAUAAGAAAUUCAGAGAAAGUCCACUCGUGUGACCAGGAGAGACAGAGUGCCCUGGAAGAGGCCCGACAGAAUCCUCGUGAGGGCAUCGUCAUCCCUGAGUGUGCUCCCGGGGGGCUCUAUAAGCCAGUGCAGUGCCACCAGUCCACUGGCUACUGCUGGUGUGUGCUGGUGGACACAGGGCGCCCGCUGCCUGGGACCUCCACUCGCUACGUGAUGCCCAGUUGUGAGAGUGACGCCAGGGCCAAGAGCACGGAGGCCGAUGACCCCUUCAAGGAUAGGGAGCUACCAGGCUGUCCAGAAGGGAAGAAAAUGGAGUUUAUCACCAGCCUUCUAGAUGCACUCACCACUGACAUGGUGCAGGCCAUUAACUCAGCAGCGCCCACUGGAGGUGGGAGGUUCUCCGAGCCAGACCCUAGCCAUACCCUGGAGGAGCAAGUGGUGCACUGGUACUUCAGCCAACUGGACAGCAACAGCAGCAGCGACAUUAAUAAGCGUGAGAUGAAGCCAUUCAAGCGCUACGUGAAGAAGAAAGCCAAGCCCAAGAAAUGUGCCCGGCGUUUCACCGACUACUGUGACCUGAACAAGGACAAGGUCAUUUCAUUGCCUGAGCUGAAGGGUUGCCUGGGUGUUAGCAAGGAAGUAGGACGCCUCGUCUAAGGAGCAGAAAAUCCAAGGGCAGGUGGAGAGUCCCGGGGAACAGGACCGACCCCACCGUCAGACACCUGACCUUCAGCGUUGCCCACUGCCCAGCCACACCCUGUGUAACUAAGCGGUGCCCACCAUGUUUGCACUUUUAAUGACUCUUACUUUAGUGUUUUGUUUUUGGUUUCAUUUUUAAACACCAAUAUCUAAUACCACAGUGGGGAAAGGAAAGGGAAGAAAGACUUUAUUCUUUUUCUUAUUGUUAAGUUUUUGAUUUGCUACUGACAACUUUUAGGUUUUGGGGGGGAAGCGAGGGUGUUGUUGGGGCUGAGAAGAAAGAGAUUUAUAUACUGUACAUAAAUAUAUAUGUAAAUUGUAUAGUUCUUUUGUACAGGUGUUGGCAUUGCCGUUUGUUUAUUCCUCCCCUCUCCCUGCUGUGGGUUUGGGCACUCUGGACACACAUGGUCCAGCUUUCUAGAACCCAGGACACUAUCCCCAGCCUACCUGAUUCUGUUUGGAGACUGAUACUUGUGUGUGUAUAGAAGGGGAGCCUUGUGAUCGUGGCUUCACCGGCUCUCUUUUGGUGGGAUGACUGUUUUGCCUCAAGCCAUUUGUUAUCAAGGUUGACAAGUCACUUGGCCUUCUCCUGGGAGACUGAGUUAGGAGAGGUGGGAAUUGCCCCUGGAGAGGGGGCAGUCCAGGUCUUGAGUAGCCAGCACAGGCACCAGCGUCGCUUGGCCCGUGUGUUCGUGGUAUCCAGAUGCCUGGGGACCCUCGGCCAAUGCCUGCACCAGUAUCUUAGUGGGCAGACUAUCCACAAAGCAUCUGCUUAGGUCAGUUUAAACAUUUUCAUCCAUGUUCGGUGUCAGCACUGUAUACAGCAUGAGGGGGGAGGCAAAGAAGAAAAAGAUACACGGCAAGUUUUUUACUUUUGUUUUAGGAGAUGUUUCAUAUCUAAGCAGUGGGGGGAGGAGGACAGAAAACCUGUACCCAGGAGUGUGGUGCCAACAGGAAAACUCAGAGGCGCCCAGAGAUGCAGCUGUCUCAGCGUGAGGCAGACAGCUUUGACCUCACCUCUCCUCCACACCCACUGUUGUCCUCAGUGGGGUCACAGGCCUGAGGGUGGGUGGGGUUGGUCACCUUGUUGGUAACAGUAUAGUUGUUCAAUUGUUUUUCUUAACCCAAUCCUGAAGUUCUUUUCUCUUAAAUUCUAUUCCCUUAAAUUUUCUUUUGGUCUUCUAGCCUUUAGGCCAUUUCUAGACAUGAAACUGAUCUUGAAUCUGCAACUUCUGCCUCCUGAGAAGGCCGGAAUAAUGGGCCAGCUGAGGGGAAGCCCAGGCCUAGUUUUCCACAGGGGUUUUGCUGGGAUGCCAGUGUGGGUGGCACAGCCUUGGGGUCAGCUGCACAGCUUCCUUCACCCGGGUGGUGUACCCACCCAGGGGACCUCCAGACAGACCGACAGUAACCCUUAGUGCCUCUUGCCAUGAGCAGCUGUGAUGGCAGUGAGGGAGGUCCGGUAGCCCCUCACUGGUGCCCUUGUCUGAUGGCUCUGGGAAAUCUGGCCUCAUCUUGCAUUCCAUCCCAGAUCCCCUAAGUGCCUCUGCCGUGGCAGGCUGUGUAUGGCAUUCUGGGUCUGGAAAGCAUUGACACCAUAGUGCUGCCCGUGGGAGGGGCAUGGCCCUCUCGGGACAUGAUCUGAUGAGGUCUCAGGCUAGAGAAGGCCCCCAAUAUCUUGGAAAAAGUUCUAGAGGUUGUCUCAGGGAUGACUGGUGACCACAUCCUGACAUGGUAAGGUGGAAAGGAAGCCCUAUCCCGUUGGCCCUGACCAGAAAACACAGUGUGCUGGAGCUGGAUGGACCUUGCAGGAGACCCCAGCCCCAUUUGCAACCUGGAGGAAGCAUGUCCAUGGGGAGAAGGCACCUGCUGUAGAAGUCCAGAAUCUCCUAUAGGCGUCUUGUCCCUAACACGUGUGAAGGCUGUGGUUUUCCUUUGUGAGGGAGGGAGGGAAACUAUUUGUAGCUUGUUUUAUAAAAAAUAAAAAUGGAUAAAACUUGG